AGAGCUCUGAAGGUCUUCCCCGAGCCACCUGGCUGGGAAACAUGCCCGUAGUGAGAAGAAGCCGGAAAGCGCCGCUGGAUGGCUGGGAGCUGAUCGAGCCAACCCUAGACGAAUUAGCUCAGAAGAUGAGAGAAGCUGAGGCCGAGCCCCACGAGGGAAAGAGGAAAGUGGAGUCCCUGUGGCCCAUCUUCAGGAUCCAUCACCAGAAAACGCGGUACAUCUUCGAUCUCUUCCACAAAAGGGAAGCCAUCAGCAGAGAGCUGUACGAGUACUGCAUCAAGGAAGGCUACGCCAACAAGUUCCUCAUCGCCAAGUGGAAGAAGCAGGGCUACGAGAACCUGUGCUGCCUGUGCUGCAUGCAGACCCGGGACACGAACUUCGGCACCAACUGCAUCUGCCGGGUGCCCAAGAGCAAGCUGGAAGUGGAUGGCAUCAUCGAGUGCACGCACUGUGGCUGCCGAGGCUGCUCAGGGUGAGCUGCCCUGUCCUGUGCCUGUCACCCCCCCCCCAACCUGGAGUGCUUUCUCCUCCUUCCAAGCGCUGGAAAUCGAAGUGUCGGCUGUGCGCGUCCUCUGAGC
Psammomys obesus (fat sand rat) is the source of this 578-nucleotide messenger RNA. Its product is annotated as protein BUD31 homolog. NCBI's taxonomy places the organism in Eukaryota, Metazoa, Chordata, Mammalia, Rodentia, Muridae. The transcript has a single exon. The record is from RefSeq and is a predicted model, not a curated record. Gene Ontology annotation, cellular component: spliceosomal complex; nucleus. Gene Ontology annotation, biological process: mRNA splicing, via spliceosome. Bases 42 to 476 code for a protein of 144 amino acids.